Penicillium mononematosum is the source of this 1512-nucleotide messenger RNA. RefSeq lists its product as uncharacterized. The transcript is spliced from 5 exons. NCBI's taxonomy places the organism in Eukaryota, Fungi, Ascomycota, Eurotiomycetes, Eurotiales, Aspergillaceae. Bases 1 to 1512 code for a protein of 503 amino acids. The record is from RefSeq and is a predicted model, not a curated record.
AUGGGCCCAUAUGUGCCGCCCGGCCAGUCGCCGCCCUUUGAGGUUGUCGAUGACCUGCACCAUGGCGCGUGGGUAAUCAUCACUGCUGCACUGGGACUGGUUGUGUCCUUGGUGUGUUUCUUAAUUCGGUUAUACGUGCGGCUCAUGCUGAUUCCGCCAUUUGCGCGCGAUGAUUGGGUUUUGUUGGGUGCUACGGCUGUCGCCGUGGUGCAAUCAAGUCUCGUAUUCUAUGCCUGCUCGCGCGGGUUCGGGACUUCUAUAUCGUUAUUGAAGGAUGGUCGACUCGAUCAGAUUCAAGCUUUAAUUGCAACAAGCGAUAUCAUCGCUCUGAUAAUCAUCUACCUCUCCAAAUGCUGCGUCGUGGCUAUCUACCUCCGCCUCACGCCGCAGAAACCACAUAACCGUGCAUCCUGGGCGACACUAGCUCUGUGCACUGCCUGGGUAAUCCCGGCUAUAUUCAUCGUCUUAGUCAACUGUGAGCUAAACACACCUUGGCGGAGUGACGGCGGCGAAUGCAGCGACUUGUACAUACGGUGGCAAUUCAUCGCCGCAGUCGACGUUAUAACCGAGCUCCUCCUCUUCCUCCUCGCCGUGAUCCUCCUAAAAGGUCUUUUUAUGUCCGUUCGCCGCAAAUUAGCCGUCGGGUUUGCAUUUAUAUUUCGCUUUCCUCUUAUAAUUUUCUCCCUAAUCCACAUCUCAUCCCUCCACGCAGCCCUAAACAACAAAGACACAACCCUCGCCGCCGUCAAACCAACAAUCUGGAUGCAAGUCGAGCUUCACUACGCCCUAGUCGCAUGCAGCGUAUUCUGUCUCCGACCUUUCAUGGCAGCCGUCAGCACAAACUACGGUACCGCGGGCGACUCGACGCUAGAGAAUAGCGCGUCGAGAUCAAACGGUACGAAAGAAAGCUCGAAGACCGGGUCUGGGUCCGGGUCCGGCUCGAAUUCAAAUACCGCUUCGAGGUCCAUGUCGCAGUCCCGCAUACAGAGGAAAAGAGCCGGGACAGGGUCAAAGCCACCGCUAGUUACUCCGGGGGUUAGUGGUCCUGGUUCUGGUUCUGGGCUGCAACAGUCGGAGAAUCAGCGCCCCCGCCUGGACCCUUCAUUGUGUGUUGAUACCAGUCCCCGUGCGCACGGAGCGCUUGGGAAAACCCGAAAGGAUGCGAAGAGUGGCAGACCGGAUACGGUGCGUGAGCCUGUACGUCGGUCGAUGUUCCCGCUCAGCGCACCGCGGAAGAAUCUGAGCUUUCAGGUACCGGAGAAGGGGAAGAAUGGCGCGAGGGCUGGGUCUGUGGGUUCGUUUGCGACAGAAUCUGAUUUGAUCGAGCUUGUACCGAGGCCGCAUAAUCGACAUGCGAGUAGUGCGACUGAGCGAGUGGAUGAUGGAGAGGGGCCUGAUAAGAUGGUUAUUCAUAAGGAGAUUCGGUACUCGAUUCAAUAUGAAGAUGAGGCGGAGGUGAGGAGGCGGGAGGAUUUGAAGAUUAAUUCUGUUGAUGUUUGUGCUUAUGUAUAA